This is a messenger RNA of Colossoma macropomum (tambaqui), 2274 nucleotides long. RefSeq names its product caspase recruitment domain-containing protein 19-like. Gene Ontology annotation, cellular component: mitochondrion. Gene Ontology annotation, biological process: regulation of apoptotic process. The transcript is spliced from 6 exons. The coding region runs from base 21 to 641 and encodes 206 amino acids. The record is from RefSeq and is a predicted model, not a curated record. NCBI's taxonomy places the organism in Eukaryota, Metazoa, Chordata, Actinopteri, Characiformes, Serrasalmidae.
ACAUUCCGGCUGAUUCCGUCAUGGUGCUCCUUCAUCUCAGAGUUGAACGAGUGGCGAAUCGGCAGUCCGAGAAAUUCACCCACAGUUGCACAAUGGCAGACAGGUACCAGGAACAGCUGCAGCAAGAUUCACAGUUCCUCUGCGCUGAGCAGCGCGUGGGCACUGAGCUCCUGGACAAACUUGUCCUCCAGCUGAACCGGAUUUACCCUCAGAUACUGACAGACAGGGAAGCACAGAAAUUCCGUAACUUGAGUGUGCCUGCAGCCACACGUUUGGCUGAGUUGCUGAGCCAUCUGCAGGGGAAGGGGGAGGAGGCAUGUCAUGAGUUUUAUCGAGCACUUCACCUUCAUAAUGAAGACCUCUACCUUAGCCUGCCUACUCGUGUGUAUCGCAGAGAGGCCCCAGAACUAAGUGGAACUAACCCUAAACCUUUCCACAAGGAGCGCUGUGUCCUUAACGACAGGGGUCCUCUUUUCUUCCUCUGUUGUUUCAGCAUAGCUUUGGGGCUGGCUUUACUUCACUACCAUAGGGAGGGAAAGAUUGUAACUGGUUCUGUCCUCAGCUGUACGACGUUUGGACUUGGCCAACAUGCUAGGCAGAUACUUCUGUCCUGCUCAAACAGUGGAACCAAGAUGGAAUGAAGACAGACGAAGAAGAAGCUCCUACUCAUCCCAGGACAGACAUCCUGUAAUUUCUGUUAUGCCAAACCAGGUUGAGCAAAGACUGUUGUCAGCUAUUUACCAAACAAAAUCUGUGUACAUUCUGUAAAUAAUGUUUUAGAGGGCAGGUAACUUACUGAGGUUAGUUUUAAUUCCAAAUAUUUGACACUAGUUUGUUCUAAGAACAAAUGUAGUCUUUGUAUGCUCUUUAAAAGAGUGUAGGUUUAGACUGCCUGAUUUAAAACCUUGUAAUGUGUUUAGGUUUUCAGUUACUCAGCAAGGUCACUCCCAUUAUUUACUCGCCUGUGGGCUUUGAUAGAUACAUCGUGGCAUAGAAAUGAGGCCAUCAUACCUGACCACUUUAUUUACAGUUAACCCAGUACUGUAAGGAACUCAUUUUUAAUGUUGAAUAACCAAGUACUCACAUGCUGAUCAGUGCCUUACUCAGGGGCAGAUUUAGUGAUUCUGGGCUCUAGGCAAAAGAGAAGAAUGGGGCCCCCUGGAUGUACAUUUUAAAUUAGUGGCGCAUCUGUCUGCACUGCAGAAAAUGAUAUCUUGGCAAGUGAAAUUAUCUUAAAUCUAGUAGUUACAUGUAAUAUUUCUCAUUUUGAGAAAUACUGAAAUAUUAUAGAUUAUUUAUCAUUUCCUUCUCAUUUUGCUUGUUUUAGGAAAAAAAGCUUUAAACAAGCAAAAUUGUAGCAUCACGUAACUACAUGGAAUAGUUCAUUAUAGCUAGUCCCCGGGGGCUGCAUUCAAAUUACUGAAAAUAAUCACUAUGGUUAUUUUUUAAAUGUAUAUAUUUUGGAAUAGAUUAUUUAAUGUCAACACAUACAGUAUAUCUUUUUAUAUACUAUAAAUAUAGUAUAAUUUAUAUAGUAUAAUUUGUAUUUUCAUGGGGCCGUUGGCUGCUGGGGGCUCUAGGCAGCUGCCUUCCAUUGCCGAGUGCAAAGACCGCCCCUGGCCUUACUAGCUUACACCUUUAGAGGGAUAAUUCUUUAUUUUGAUUGGUCAAAAAGGCCUACCAUCCCCACAGAUACGCUCCAUAGGCUGUAGUUCAGAUGUUUGUUGCAGUUUGAAUGGUGCUCUUAAGCUGAUAAACUACUCAACUAAACUCCUGAACUUCUGAAUGUCAUCUUCAUAAAUAAAGUUUAGUGGGUAAGAACAACCUUGAGUUUGAUUCCGCAGAAAGAACUGUCUUUAAAUGGUUAAAUGGAACUGUUUAAAAGCUAUGGGCAGCUUCUACUGUUCAGAAGCUCUGGACAGCUUCUUUCAGUUGAUGUUAGGUUAGGUAGGCUGAAGUUUCUCUCGACUCCCUUGAGAACACCAUAAAAACAACGUCUUUCUACAGUUAACAAUAAAACCUUAACAUGUUUACUCCUGCUGCCCAUCAUACAAAAAAACACUAAUAACUGAUAAAAGACUGGUAACUGUUGUAAGAUGCUGCAGUCAUGGAACAAGACUGCAGCCUGGUCAAGUUUUGUGCUGUUUUUCCUUAUCCUCUCUCUCUAAACAUUGCACUCAUGUCUACAGCUAUGAAUAAAAUGUUCAGCCUUGUCAUCGCUACUAAUGUCGGUUUGUUAAAUGCGACUCGACUCAUUAAUACUGACUCUACUGA